Messenger RNA from Leishmania major strain Friedlin, 2226 nucleotides. RefSeq names its product putative ATP-binding cassette protein subfamily G,member 4 (gene ABCG4). Gene Ontology annotation, molecular function: ATP binding; ABC-type transporter activity; ATP hydrolysis activity. Gene Ontology annotation, cellular component: membrane. The coding region runs from base 1 to 2226 and encodes 741 amino acids. Lineage: Eukaryota; Euglenozoa; Kinetoplastea; Trypanosomatida; Trypanosomatidae. The record is from RefSeq and is a predicted model, not a curated record. The transcript has a single exon.
AUGGGGGGGCAAGUUGAUCAAACCCACAAGCCGUCUGUCGGGACGCCGACGGUGCUCGCAGGCAUCCUGCCCACGGCAUGGGUGACGCCGCCGCAGGCGAAGUCAAAUGCAGAGGACGCGAAGGUACCCGCGCUCAGCCGCGCCGUGAACUUUACCUGGGAGAACCUGACCUAUCAGGUGCCGGUCGAGGACAAGGAUGGCAACGUCAUCUACAAGACCCUGCUUUUCAACCUCAGCGGGUGCGCCAAGGGCGGGCGCGUGCUAGCUAUCAUGGGGCCCUCUGGCGCGGGUAAGACAACGCUAAUGGGCGCAAUCACCGGCAAGCUCUUCAACGCCACCGCACGGCAGGAAGGGUGCUGCUUCAUGAACAACAACAUUUAUCAACAGCGCUACAAGCGCUUGGUGUCGUACGUGUGCCAGGACGAUAUUGUCAUGGGCAAGGACACACCGCGCGAGGCCAUCUACUUCUCCGCGCGUCUGCGACUCGGUCUCGACAGUGAAACCGCCCGUCGGCGUGUCGCAGACGUCCUCCAACGUCUCUCCCUGACCAAGUGCCAGGACACAAUUCUUGGUAUCCCCGGCAUUCUGAAGGGCGUCUCCGGUGGCGAGCGCAAGCGUGCCAACAUCGGCACUGAGCUCGUCACAAAUCCCUUUGUGGUGCUGCUGGAUGAGCCGACGACAGGCCUGGACUCUGUGAACGCCGUGCGCGUCGGUCAACUCCUUCAGGAUCUAGCCAAGAACGACAUGCGCACCGUCAUUGCCACCGUGCACUCGCCAUCGUCGGAGCUGUUCGACCUCUUCGACGAUCUGCUGCUACUGGCGAAGGGCCACGUCAUCUACCACGGGCCCACGGCGGACUCCAUCGAGUACUUUGCCUCCCUCGGCUACGACGUGCCACCGCGCACGAACCCGACGGAGUACUUCAUGAACCUGCUGCAGUUGCCCGAGGAAAUCCUGUCGCAGCUGUGGCUCGCGUGGGAGGACUACGUCAUGUCGGAUGCGGCGAAUGACAACCCGUGCCUGACCCCGGUGACCGGCGUCAUAACGCUGACGGACGACUACCUGGAGGAGCAGCUGGAGCUGAAGGGCGCGAACUUCUGCCUGCAGUUCUCCGAGCUCUUCAAGCGAUCGUGGCGCAUGUACCUGCGCGACCCCGGCAACUUCUACGGGCGCUCCGUGCAGACGCUCUUCUUUGCCAUCUUUAUUGGCCUGUUCUUCUUUAACUUGCAGCUGAACCAGCAGGGCGUGCAGGACCGCCUCGGCGCGCUCUACAUCACGCUCAUGAACAACCUUUUCGGUGCUGCCAUGAACGGUAUUGCCGCCUUCCCCCCAGAGCGGGCCGUCUUCCUGCAGGAGCAGGCGAACGACGCCUACAACGCGUACACCUACUUCCUCGCUAAGAACAUGGCGGAGCUGCCGUGGCAGAUACUCUUCCCGACCGUGUUCGACCUCAUCGCGUAUUUCAUGAUCCACUUUCACCGAAGCGCCGGUGCCUUCUUUGUGCACUGGUUCAUCCUGGUGCUGCUCGCCAACUUGGGCUACUCCUUCGGUCUCAUGUUCGCCACCUUCUUCAAGCAGUCGCAGGCGGCCUUUGCCAUGGUUCCGCUCAUCCUGCUGCCGCUGUUCAUUGUGGCUGGGCUGUUCGCGAACACGGAUCGCCUGUACCCGUACUGGGUGUGGUUGAACUACAUCUCCUUCCCUCGUCACGCCUACCUCGGCGUCUUCACGAACGAGUUCGAGCGCCUGACGGUCAUCUGCGACCCCGUCACGCCCUUGUGCACGUUCCCGGACGGGCAGGCCGUCAUCGAGUACAUGGGCUUCCAGGGCUGGCACUACUGGCAGACAUUCGUCGCCCUUAUCUUGUACCAGAUCGGCCUGCGCUUCAUCGGCGCCACGUCGCUCUACUACCAGGGCCGGCAGCGCCGCGGUAAGCUUCAGUUUGUGAAGAACCUCCGCAACCGCUUCGCCUCGCCGCGCGCCAUCGCGUCAGCCCGCAGCAACGACGAGCUGUCCGACGUUCAGUCGACGCUGGUGGGGUCGAUUGCGACGCCAUCGAACGCGUACAGCACCGGGGUGCCGUCGCCGGUCAACAACCCAGAGAACCAUCAGCCGAUCUGGGACGGCGAGAGCGAGCGUGCGACGCUGGCGUUGCCUGAUACGCCGGUGACGUACGUGGAAAGCCCCGUCGACGUGAAGGAUAUGAAGCCGCGCAAGUACCGGUCGUAA